Messenger RNA from Lodderomyces parapsilosis, 1956 nucleotides. It is a transcript of the gene NOG1, whose product is annotated as putative GTPase. Bases 1 to 1956 code for a protein of 651 amino acids. The transcript has a single exon. Gene Ontology annotation, biological process: ribosomal large subunit biogenesis. Gene Ontology annotation, cellular component: nucleolus. Lineage: Eukaryota; Fungi; Ascomycota; Pichiomycetes; Serinales; Debaryomycetaceae. Gene Ontology annotation, molecular function: RNA binding; GTPase activity; GTP binding. The record is from RefSeq and is a predicted model, not a curated record.
AUGCAGUUGUCGUGGAAGGAUAUACCGCCGGUACCAACAUCUAACGAUAUGUUGGAUAUAAUAUUGAACCGUACCCAAAGAAAAACACCCACGGUCAUUAGACCAGGGUUCAAAAUCACUCGUAUUCGUGCUUUUUACAUGAGAAAAGUCAAAUUCACUGCAGAAGGUUUUGUUGAAAAGUUCAACGAUUUAUUAAGUGGCUUCCCCAAUAUUAAUGAUGUACACCCUUUUCAUCGUGAUUUGAUGGAUACAUUGUAUGAAAAAAAUCAUUAUAAAGUUUCAUUAGCAGCAGUGUCCAAGGCCAAAACUUUAAUUGAACAAGUGAGCAGAGAUUAUGUUCGUCUUUUGAAAUUUGGCCAGUCAUUGUAUCAGUGUAAACAGUUGAAGAGAGCAGCUUUGGGUCGUAUGGCCACUAUAACUAAAAAAUUGAAGGACCCAUUUAUUUAUUUGGAACAAGUGAGACAGCAUUUGGGCAGAUUGCCUAGUAUUGACCCAAACACUCGUACAUUAUUGAUUUGUGGUUAUCCAAAUGUUGGAAAAUCAUCAUUUUUGAGAUGUAUAACCAAGGCAGAUGUUGAAGUGCAGCCAUACGCAUUUACUACAAAAUCAUUGUAUGUCGGCCAUUUUGAUUACAAAUAUCUCAGAUUCCAAGCUAUUGAUACUCCCGGUAUCUUGGACCGUCCAACCGAAGAAAUGAACAACAUCGAAAUGCAGAGUAUAUAUGCUAUUGCACAUUUGAGGUCGUGUGUAUUGUACUUUAUGGAUUUGAGUGAACAGUGUGGAUUUUCUAUUGAAGCACAAGUGAAAUUAUUCCACUCAAUUAAGCCCUUGUUUGCUAAUAAAUCAGUCAUGGUUGUUAUGAACAAGUCUGAUAUUAUCAAAGUUGAAGAUUUAGAUGUUGAAAAGCAAGAAAUGUUGGAUACUUUGAAAACUGUACCUGGUGUUGAAAUCAUGUACACUUCGUGCUAUGAAGAGGAUAAUGUUAUGCAAGUGCGUAACCAUGCUUGUGAGAAGUUGUUGACGGCUAGAAUUGAGCAAAAAUUAAAGGGAACUGCUAGAGUCAAUAACGUAUUGAAUAAAAUUCAUGUUGCUCAACCGCAACAAAGAGACGAUGUCGAGAGGUUGCCAUAUAUACCAGAAGGAGCUAAAGAUGUGCUCAAAUAUGAUCCAAAUGAUCCAAAUAGAAGAAAAUUGGCUAGAGACUAUGAAGCUGAAAACGGUGGUGCUGGUGUCUUUAACAUUAACUUGAAAGACAAGUAUAUUUUGGACGAUGAGGAGUGGAAGCAAGACACCAUGCCUGAGUUAUUGGAUGGUAAAAAUGUUUAUGAUUACUUGGAUCCAGAUAUCGCUGCUAAAUUGCAAGCCUUGGAAGAAGAAGAAGAAAGAUUAGAACAAGAGGGAUUUUAUGAUUCUGAUGACGAUGAUACCAAUGAUGCCAACAUGGACAUGACUGAAGAAGAAAUACAAGACAUCAAAGACAAGGCACAAUGGAUCAGGAAUAAACAAAAGACAAUGAUAAUUGAAGGUAGAAAUAGAAAAUCAUUGAAAAAUAAGGCGAUUAUGCCAAGAGAUCAAGUCAAGAAAUCAUUUGGUGAUUUGGAGGAACACAUGUACAACAUUGGCUAUGAUACUGACAAAUUGCGUGAUACCAUUGGGAAAAAGAGGAAAGCCACUGAUGAAGGUAAAGCAUCAGGUGUCGAUAUAUUAAGACAGAACCAAGGUAUUAAAGCCAGGAAGUUGGCCAAGAAGAAGCAAGCUGCUUCACAAUCUGAUAGAUUGAAUGAUGGUGUUAGUGAUGGAGCAAUGAGAUCACAAGCUGAAAGAUUGGCCAAGAUCCAAAGAAGAGAAAGAAAUAGAAUGGCUAGACAAGGUGAAGGUGAUAGACAUUCAACUGCUGCAUUACCUAAACAUUUGUUUAGUGGUAAGAGGGGUAUUGGAUCCAGUGAUCGUCGUUAA